CUCCCCACAAGAACAUGUCUCUGGUGAAGGACCUCCUCCAUCCCUCUCCUGAAGAGGAGAAGCUGAAGCACAAGAAGAAGCAGCUGGUGCAGAGCCCCAACUCUUACUUCGUGGAUGUCAAGUGCCCAGGAUGCUAUAAGAUCACCACCGUCUUUAUGCACCGUCUUUUACCAUGCACAAAAGGUAUUUUGUGUGUUGGCUGUUCCACUGUCCUCUGCCAGCCUACAGCAGGAAAAGCAAGGCUUACAGAAGGAUGUUCCUUCAUACGGAAGCAGCACUGAAAGCACUCUGAACCAAGAUCAGAGGGAAAUCAUCCCA
Messenger RNA from Erinaceus europaeus (western European hedgehog), 318 nucleotides. RefSeq names its product small ribosomal subunit protein eS27-like. Lineage: Eukaryota; Metazoa; Chordata; Mammalia; Eulipotyphla; Erinaceidae. Gene Ontology annotation, biological process: translation; ribosomal small subunit assembly. The coding region runs from base 15 to 281 and encodes 88 amino acids. The transcript has a single exon. The record is from RefSeq and is a predicted model, not a curated record. Gene Ontology annotation, cellular component: ribosome; cytosolic small ribosomal subunit. Gene Ontology annotation, molecular function: structural constituent of ribosome; RNA binding.